Populus nigra (black poplar) is the source of this 1203-nucleotide messenger RNA. Its product is annotated as ribosome-binding factor PSRP1, chloroplastic-like. NCBI's taxonomy places the organism in Eukaryota, Viridiplantae, Streptophyta, Magnoliopsida, Malpighiales, Salicaceae. The transcript has 5 exons. Bases 84 to 1001 code for a protein of 305 amino acids. Gene Ontology annotation, cellular component: cytosolic small ribosomal subunit. Gene Ontology annotation, molecular function: ribosomal small subunit binding. The record is from RefSeq and is a predicted model, not a curated record. Gene Ontology annotation, biological process: primary metabolic process; negative regulation of translational elongation.
AGAGAGUGAGAAACCUCUCCAAAGGGCAAAAACACGUUAUAUUCCUCCAUUCAAUCCAAGCAAACCUGAAAAAAAAUUUGCCAAUGGCUUCUCUUGUAGGCACUUUGCAUGCAAGCUUUAACAACCGACUUGCCCCUUUAACAUCAACAACUCCUACUCCUUCACUAGCUUCUUCUUUUGUAAACUCCACAAAAACCCAAGUCCCAAAAGUGUUUCUAAAGUCCAGGUUUUUAGGCAAAAAUGUCAACUUUGUUGAGAUUAGAAGGAAAACAAAGUUCCCUUUGAGCCAUGGUGGCUCUUCAAUUAGGAUGUCAUGGGAUGGCCCACUUUCAUCUGUCAAAUUAAUCAUUCAAGGCAAACACUUGGAGCUAUCUGAUACCGUGAAGAAACACGUGGAAGACAAAGUAGGGAAGGCAGUUCAAAAAAGUAGUCAUCUUGUAAGGGGAGUUGAUGUAAGGUUGUCUGUUAGAGGUGGAGAGUUGGGGAAAGGUCCAAAGAUUAGAAGAUGCGAGGUGACUUUGUUCACAAAGAGGCAUGGAGUGGUGAGAGCGGAGGAGGAUGCAGAGACAAUCUAUGCAAGUAUUGAUUUGGUGUCGUCUAUUAUUCAAAGAAAGUUGAGGAAGAUCAAGGACAAGGAGUCUGAUCAUGGUAGACACAUGAAAGGGUUUAAUAGGUUGAAGGUUAGGGAGCCAAUGCAUCAAGUUGUGGAGGAUGAUGCAGAUGAAGUUUCACAGCAAGAAGAUGAGGACUAUAUUGAAGAGGUUGUUCGCACGAAGUAUUUUGACAUGCCACCCUUGACUGUUUCGGAAGCUAUUGAGCAGCUGGAACAUGUGCAUCAUGAUUUCUAUGGUUUCAGGGAUGAAGAAACUGGUGAGAUAAAUAUCAUUUACAAAAGAAAAGCUGGAGGAUAUGGUCUCAUCAUACCUAAAGGAAAUGGCGAAGCUGAGAGAUUAGAGCCUUUGGUGGUGGAACCAGCCAGAGAACCAUCCUUGGCUGAAUAACCAGACCUCGAAAAGAAGAUCUUCCAGUGAAACAGAUUAGAAAACCCUCGUUUUUGGUAAUGUUGUGUACAUACUGCUAAGGCUUCUGAGAGAGCAUGAUACUAGUGUCCGAGAUCUUGUAAAUGCACAUUAAUGACAAGUAGUGACAUGGUUGUACUGGUUAUUUGUUUUUGAAAUAUGAGUUUCAGUGUGUUUUAUCCCA